Messenger RNA from Aspergillus saccharolyticus JOP 1030-1, 1295 nucleotides. RefSeq names its product putative glycerol dehydrogenase (GldB) (gene gldB). The transcript has 2 exons. Gene Ontology annotation, cellular component: cytosol. Gene Ontology annotation, molecular function: aldose reductase (NADPH) activity. The record is from RefSeq and is a predicted model, not a curated record. Bases 162 to 1139 code for a protein of 325 amino acids. NCBI's taxonomy places the organism in Eukaryota, Fungi, Ascomycota, Eurotiomycetes, Eurotiales, Aspergillaceae.
GGAUAUUUGUACUGUACCUCUGCCCCCCCCCAACACCCUCGAUUGAAGCCGGUUCUUCUCUCUUUUCUCCCAAUUUUACUUCCUCCCCUGCAUCCUAAAAAUCAACGACACCCACUAGACCAGACCAAACCACAUCACAUCACAUCACAACCACCAUCGUCAUGUCUGCCGGCAAAACCUUCACUCUCAGCAACGGCGUCAAGAUCCCCGCCGUGGGUUUUGGUACCUUCGCCAGCGAGGGAUCCAAAGGUGAGACCUACCAGGCCGUCACUGCCGCUCUCAACAUCGGCUACCGUCACCUCGACUGCGCCUGGUUCUACCUGAACGAGGAUGAGGUCGGUGAGGCGCUCAAGGACUUCCUCAAGGCCAACCCCUCGGUCAAGCGCGAGGACAUCUUCAUCUGCACCAAGGUCUGGAACCACCUUCACCGCCCGGAGGACGUGGAGUGGUCGGUCAAGAACUCUCUCGAAAAGCUGCAGCUCGACUACAUUGACUUGUUCCUGGUUCACUGGCCCAUUGCCGCCGAGAAGGAGACUCAGGAGAAGCCCAAGAUCGGUCCUGAUGGAAAGUACGUCAUUCUCAAGGACCUGACCGAGAACCCCGAGCCCACCUGGCGGGCGAUGGAGAAGAUCUACAAGGAGGGCAAGGUCAAGGCCAUCGGUGUCUCCAACUGGACCAUCGAGGGGCUCGAGAAGCUGCUCAAGUACGCCGAGGUCAAGCCCCACGUCAACCAGAUCGAGAUCCACCCCUUCCUGCCCAACGAGGAGCUGGUGCAGUACUGCUUCGACCACGACAUCCUGCCCGAGGCCUACUCGCCGCUGGGCUCGCAGAACCAGGUGCCCACGACGGGUGAGCGCGUCAGCGAGAACAAGACCCUCAACGAGAUCGCCCAGAAGGGCGGCAACACCCUGGCCCAGGUGCUGAUCGCCUGGGGCAUCCGCCGCGGCUACGUCGUCCUGCCCAAGAGCUCCAACCCCGCCCGCAUCGAGAGCAACUUCAAGUCGAUUGAGCUGUCCGACGAGGACUUCGAGGCGGUCAACAACGUCGCCAAGGGCCGCCACUUCCGCUUUGUGAACAUGAAGGAUACCUUUGGGUAUGACGUGUGGCCCGAGGAGACGGCUAAGAACCUGUCUGCUUAAGCUACGGAUGGAGUGGGCUGUUUUAAUGGAUUUAUGCGGGACAUAAGACAUUCAUAAAAAAAAAAGCACACAUACCAAAGCCAUGACGGGAAUGAGUUUACUUCUUUUCUAUAUCUAGCUAGACGAUACAGAAUUUAUGACCCUUUCUACAUUCAA